CUGGAAAAAAUUCGGUUAUGACGGGUUGGGAGUGAAAACAUUAAAGGAUGGUAGUAAACGAAGUCAGUCACGGCGCUGAGUAUCUUGAUUUGAUUCUCCUAGAAUUGAUUGAGUUUCCCAAGACAUAAUUGAUUUUGGAAGAGACAACCAAACACACUUCAAAAUAUUGAUGUUUCUUUCUUUUUGAUGAGAAGAAUCAAAUCGGAUCCCUAACCUCUUCCUUUACUCUCCCUCCCAACAUUUUCACUCCUCGUAUCUCUCUUUUCUACUUUCAACAUUCACAUAUUAAUAAUAACUAUGAACUUGUCGUCAUUUACGUUAAACUACAAUCCACAACAACAACAACAACAACAACACCAACUAAUGGAGUUUCUUCUUCUUCAAUUACUGAGAUUCUCUUGGAUUGCUGCUACAUUGCCUAUUAUCAUCUCUUCCAUUCCCAAACUCAACUUUCUCCGCCAAAUCUUGUUAUCCUUUGCAAAGAGAGGAAAAAUCAUGCACUCCACUUCUCAAAAAUUUACUGUUCCUCAGAAAUUCUUCUUGCAUUUCUAUGUUUUGGCUUCAAUAUGGACAACAUUUCUGCUUGUUGCAACUUGGAUGUAUGCUCAUAGAAUGGUGCCGGUAGUUGCGGAGCCGUUGUCUUAUUCUACUAUAACUAGUUUCUUGACUGGAGGUUCAACUAUUAGAGCUGGUUCUGAUAAAUUGCGGCAGGGAUAUGUUGCAUGGCAAGCUGUUUUUCUGCUUUUGUUGAUGGAAGCUCAUGUCUUAAGACGGCUUUUUGAAACUAUAUAUGUGUUUAAUUAUAGCCCGUCUGCUCGUAUGCAUAUUAUUGGCUAUCUCACUGGAUUGUUUUUCUACAUCGCAGCACCAUUAUCACUUUGUGGUGAUUGUGCAUUGGAUGUUUUUGACUGCUUAACAAAUCUAGUGACCGAGUUCAUUGUCAAAGGUAAGAAUCAGAUGCCAGUACCAGAGAUAGAAUUGUGGCUACUUUUAAAUCCCCUCAACAGGCUCGGGUGGAAGCAUUGGAUUGGUGCGGCUGUUUUCUCGUGGGGAUGGAUUCAUCAAUAUCGGUGCCAUAAGAUUCUUGGUUCUUUACGUGAUUCAAGACAAGCAGAUGAGUAUGUAAUUCCUCGCGGCGAUUGGUUUGAUAUUGUUUCAUCUCCACACUAUCUCUCUGAAAUUGUUAUAUACGCCAGUUUUGUGGUUGCUACUGGUGGAUCCAAUCUAACAAUCUGGCUACUUUUUGUUUUUGUGGUGGCAAAUCUCGCAUUUGCAGCCGUGGAAACACAUAGCUGGUAUCGUCGUAAAUUUGAAGAUUAUCCAAGCAGUCGGUUCGCUAUUAUUCCGUUCAUUCUCUGAGAUUGUGAGGCAAAGUGUAAUUAUCUCAACAUAACGCAGUAAUUUUUUUUUCCCGCUUCUCAAUAUGUACAUAUUUAGUUUAAGGUUUUAUUUAUACCGUUGAUUUUGUCCGAACUUAAUAUUGAAGUCGAGUAGUUAUUGUGUCGAUUCUUUUGACACCAACGUGAAUUCUA
This is a messenger RNA of Trifolium pratense (red clover), 1532 nucleotides long. RefSeq names its product polyprenol reductase 2-like. Gene Ontology annotation, molecular function: 3-oxo-5-alpha-steroid 4-dehydrogenase activity. Bases 298 to 1359 code for a protein of 353 amino acids. NCBI's taxonomy places the organism in Eukaryota, Viridiplantae, Streptophyta, Magnoliopsida, Fabales, Fabaceae. Gene Ontology annotation, cellular component: endoplasmic reticulum. The transcript has 6 exons. Gene Ontology annotation, biological process: polyprenol catabolic process; dolichol-linked oligosaccharide biosynthetic process. The record is from RefSeq and is a predicted model, not a curated record.